Molecule: messenger RNA, 1599 nt
Organism: Dermacentor silvarum
Lineage: Eukaryota; Metazoa; Arthropoda; Arachnida; Ixodida; Ixodidae
Product: solute carrier family 22 member 8
Exons: 2
Coding region: 1-1599 (532 amino acids)
Biological process (GO): transmembrane transport
Molecular function (GO): transmembrane transporter activity
Source: RefSeq, a predicted model, not a curated record
AUGAUCUCGCGGCGGAGGCUCGCCGGCGUCGAUCUGGUGUCUAGCGAGUGCUUCGACUGCGUAGAGCUGUUCGGCCACGGCUUCUUCCAGCGCUGGAUAUUCUUCCUCACGGUAGUCUCCAUGUGCGCGUUGCACUGCCACACGCUCGUCUUUCGCCUCAUCUCCAGCGACGUCGACCAUUGGUGCAAGCGCCCAGACAUCCCGGGGCUUUCAGCGGCCACCUGGAGGAACGUUGCCAUCCCACUGGGACCCGAUGGGCACCGCAGCCACUGCACCGUCUACGUGCACCCAGGCGACGCCAACGACACGAGGAUCACAUUGUGCUACAGCUGGGACUACGAUCCCGAGAGGGAGCGGUGCUCCAUCGUGAGCCACUGGGACAUGGUGUGUGACAGGCGGGUGCUCAAGAACCUGGCGCAAGCUGUCUAUGUCGCCGGCUCGCUGGUCUUCAUGAGCUGCGCUGGCUACGUGGCCGACAACAUUGGCCGAAUGCCCGUUAUUUUUUCGGCAGUGGCGAUCUUGGCCAUGGCCACGCUUGGUGGCUGCUCCGCCAGAACGUACGCCACAUUCCUCGUCUCGCGGUUCCUCAACUCGGGCUGCGCCGCCACAGUUGCGGUGCUUUCGUGCACGCUGCUCUUCGAAGUGUCCACGCACAAGAACCGGAGCAUGCAUGUGUCCGCCGCCGUCACGGCGGGCAUGAUACUCGCCGAGCUAUGGUUCGCGCUGGCGCGCCUGCUGCGACUGGCUGACUGGAUCCUGCAGCAAAUCUUCAUGCUCUCGCCUACGGUGCUGACACUGUUCGCUUUCUCGGCGGUGCACGAGUCGCCGCGCUGGCACGUGGCCCGCAAGGAUAUGCUCCGCGCAGAGAUGGUCGUGGUGAGCGCUGCCAAGGAGAACCACUUUUCCCUGGACGCCACGUUCUCUGUGCUGAACAGGCUCAAGGCCGAGGUCGCCCGCAACGAAGCGCGCCUCCAGCUCGACCGAGACGCGAACGUUGCCAAAACGAGGAGGCUACAGCGUUGCGUGUUCGUCAUGUUCGGCUCGUACUUCUCGGCCGCGUUCACUAUGUUCACAAUUCUCCAGCUCGAGUCGUCGGUGUCAUCCACUGCUGGUGCCUGGUACGACAGUGUCUCCAACGCCUCCAAUACGGUGGCUUUUGCGCUCCUAUACACAGCAUUGGCGGCAUUCCGCGGGGUGCCGGCGCGACGCCUGCUGGUCGGUGCCUUGGCCGUGCUGGGUGUCUCUGUGUGUGUGACCAGCUUGAGCUACGCGACUGGCGCACGAGCGGUGUGCGCCGCUCUGCUCUCCGCACUGCGAAGGUCGGGGCGCGAAGACUUGCUCUUUGCCCUGGCUGGACUCGUGGUUUUCGCGGCACUGUUGGCCCAGCUGUUCUUGCCCCUGCCGGCCGAUCAUCUGACUCAGCCGCAAGCCUUCGUCACGAUUCCAAAAGGAAUGGACUACAUGAAGCAGACACUCGAUCCGCCGGUUCCUCAGCGUAAGCCUCAGCGUAAGGCUUCGGUUUUCCAGCGUAAGCCUUCGGAAAUCCCGGCGCGGUCAAAAGCCGGAAGCUUUGAUUCCAACCCCAGUGAAAUUCCAUAA